Oppiella nova is the source of this 3507-nucleotide messenger RNA. The record is from the annotation of a GenBank genome assembly. NCBI's taxonomy places the organism in Eukaryota, Metazoa, Arthropoda, Arachnida, Sarcoptiformes, Oppiidae.
CGCGUGUUUGCAGUGAACAGAGAGCAGUGCGAGACUUCGGGAAAGUUCUUCUGUUCGGACGGACUUUGUCUCGACCGUGGAUUGCGAUGCGACGCGAGGAACGACUGCGCAGACGCGGAGGACGAACGCGGAUGCCACAACGAGAGCGCGUGCGCCGACGGCUUCCUGUGCGCGAACGGCGCGUGCGUCGACGGAUGGCGCGCGUGCGACGGACGCGACGACUGCGGCGAUUGGAGCGACGAGUUCUCGUGCGUGAAGAGCGACGCGAAAGGAGUUCCGCUUUUCCGCCGAAACGACACUUGGAGUCCGUUAUGCGUCCGAGAGUUCGGUUCGCAAGACGCCGACGCCAUCUGUCGGCAGUUCGGACUCUCGAAGGCCGAGAACUGGACUCUCGUUUCGGGCGUUCGGCCGAAAAGCGGUUUUUGGGCGCGAAUUGACGGCAAAGACGUCGCUCUUGAGGACAGCUGUGCUUCAAAUCAAACCGUUUCCGUCUUUUGCCAACACUUCCGGUGCGGAGAGAGUGCGCAGAACGAGUCGUCUUCCGUUCCCGAUUCGGUGCGCGUUUUCGAUACGAGAGGGCGCGAGUGUUGGGCGCAAUCCGUGGCCUCCGAGUGGCUAUUGUUGAGCGCGCAGUGCUUUCGAACUCUUUCGCAGAAUUUGUCGGAAAUCCUAAUCGAAAACAAGACGGGAAUCGCGAGACAGGCCUUCUCUCACUUCCGAACUCUUUCGCAGAAUUUGUCGGAAAUCCUAAUCGAAAACAAGACGGGAAUCGCGAGACAGGCCUUCUCUCACUUCCGGUUCUCGCACUUCCGGUCCCUUCGAGUGCCGCAAUACGACGUGGCGUUCGUUCGCUCCGAACAGCCCUUCGCUUCCGCUUCCGUCGCGUGUCUGCCCUCCCAUUCGAUGGACGCGUCGAUCACGUGUUUCGCCGCCGACGACACGCCCUUUCAAGUGCUCGAGACGCGCGUCUGCAACGAAACGCGACAUUUGAAUGGCGCGCUCUCGACGUCGCACUUCUGCGCGCAACGCAACGGUCAACGCGCAGGCGCCGGAAGAUGCGCUCUGAGAGGGCGGCCGUUGAUGUGUUUGUCGGCCGACAGCGCGUGGUAUUUGUCGGGCUUCUCGUCCUUCGAGUACGGCUGUAACGGAACGGCGUUCGGAGGCUAUGAAUACACUUCUCAUCCGACGGUCUUUUCCAACGUCUUCGCCGUCAAAGCGAUGGUCGAAAAGGCGAUCGGAUUCGCGGACUAUCGCAGUCUCGUGGCCGACGUCUGGACACAGGAAAUGACGUCACAAGCGAUCAGUCUUUUAGCCAACGAUUCCGUCGCCGAAGAAGAAGACGAAGAAUACGCCGAAGAGGGGGACGAUGGGCCGGAAGACGACAUUCCCGUCGAUCGCGUGAUAUCUCUGGAACCGCUGCAGACUCUUGUGGACCGCUUGUGGUCUUCGGAGGCGCGGAAAGCGAACGGAAGUGUGGAAUCUCUUGAAAGACUUCAUUUCCUGUUCUCUCAGUCUUUGGACGCGAUUUUCAGAACUCUUUUGCCUUUCGUUUCGGAAAACAUUUUACAAACAAACCUCUCGUCCGCGUGUUUGCGAACAUUGUUGCGAAUGAGUCAAGACUUCAGACAACAGAAGGAAUACGUCUUCAGAUUCGUCGACGCGUCCGCGCGCUUCCCCUUCUCGGGCCUUCUCGACGGAACGAUCGCCGACUUCGGCGAAUACGACGAGUGUCUCGCCAUAGAGCACCGGGAGGUCGACUUCGCGGUCAGCGGACAGUACUGUUUGGCGUCUGUCGCGCUCCCGAUGCCGGCCCUCCCGCCGCGCCUGCACUUCCACGCGCCCGUCCUUCCGCUCGGCAACGAUUCCGCGCUUCGGAACACCUUUUGGGCGGUUGUGGCGAAAAACGCGAAUCUCUUCUACAUUUCGCGCGGACUGCGUCUCGCGCUCUGCGUUCCCGACAGUUGUCACAAACAGGAAAUCCAAACUCUUUUGGCGUCGCUCUUUCGCGAGACUCUCGGACUCCACUUCUCCAUUGGCCACGACUGCCAAACACGUGACUCGAGGACUCCGCUGACGUCAGCGCAGAUCGCGUCCAUUGUCGUCCUCUCCGUCGUCACGGUCGUCGUCUUCGUCGCCACUUUCGCCGACGUCGUCCUCCACAGCGCCCACACACUCGUCACGUGCUUCUCCGUGCGCCAAAACGCGCGCAAACUCUUCCUCUCGUCCACAACCACUUCGCGUCUCUCCGCCAUCCACGGCCUGCGCGUCCUGUCGAUCGCGUGGAUUCUCGUCGGUCACGUGUACUUAAUGCAGUUCUUUCAGGUCUUUCACGUUCUGCGCAGAAGCGUCGAGGAAAUGCCGCGUCUCGCGCUCCUCCGCUACCAACCCCUCAAAUUGGGAUCUUUUCUUCAGGUCGAGACCUUCCUCUUCCUCGGAGGAGUCACCGCCUCUUUCGUCACUCUGGAGGUGACGUCACGCCGGAAGCGACCCUUCGAUUGGUUCGCGUUUCUCGUCUUCCGAUGGCUGCGCUAUACGCCCGCUCUGGUCGGACUCCUGCUCCUCUACUUCCUGCUCCCGUUGUGCGCUUCCGGUCCAAUCUUCGCGCCCAAUAUCCACUCCAUGUACGCCCCCUGCGAGCGCUUCUUCUGGCGAAACCUUCUUUACGUCAAUAACUUCUACGACAAUACCGGAAAUUGCGCGACUCACACGUGGUAUUUGGCCGUUGACUUCCAGCUCUACGCCGUCUCCCCAUUGGCCAUCUUCGCCUUCAAGCGCCGCCCCCUUUUCGGCGUCAUUCUCACUCUCCUAUUGGUCGCGAGUGGAGCCCUCCUCGCACUCCUGCCACCCCUCCUCUCCCCCAACACUCUGCCCGCCAUGUACUCCAUGGACACCAUUCUCUCGGACGACGCCAUUUCCCAUCACUUCCGUCUCUUGUAUUGGGGGGCGUGGCAACACGUGUCGCCGUACUUUAUGGGCGUUCUCGUAGGAUUCGUCGCGCACUCGAAGCCCCGCCUCCGCAUUCCCGCCCCUCUCAACGCCCUGUUGUGGUGCGCGUGCGCCGCCUCCGCCCUCUUGACCGUCUUCUGGACGACGGAUUGGAUGGACUCGACGGCCGCCGAGGAGACGCCGUCUCGCGCGCAACGCCUCCUCUUCACGGCCACCCAUAAGAUCACGUGGACUGUGUUUCCCGCGUGGAUCGUCGUCACGACGGCUCUGGGCCAACCAGGACCCGUCGGCCGCUUCCUGUCCUCCCAUUGGUUCGUUCCGCUCUCGCGCCUCACUUACUGUCUAUAUUUGGUGCAAUUGAUUCCCAUUGUUUUGAGCGCGUAUUCCGUGCGUUACGUCACGCCUUUCGACGACUUCGCGAACUGGUCCAAAGCCUCGUUUUGUUUAUUGCUUUCGCUUUCGUUGGCUUUCAUUCUCUUCGUGUGCUUCGAAUCGCCUUUCAAUCAGUUGUUGAACACAACAAUCAAAGCGCGCGACGAAACGCAUAACAAUCAUAAGUGA